AUGGAAGAUCUUGAAACUAACGUGGUUGUUGAAAACACUAUAGACGAAGACAAGGUGCUAUACAGUUUUCCUUUUAAAUAUUUUCAUUUAUUAGUAUAUGCUUUUAAGAAUUAUUACUUUAAUAUUUAUUUGAAAAAGGUACAUAAUAAUAAUGAUAAUAAUAAAAUUAAAAGUAAUUUAAUUGAAGAUUAUAAAAAGGAAGAAUUUAUUGAGAAUGUGGAGGAAAUCCAAGAAGCACCAGCAUUAGCAUUAGUAUCAUCAUCACCGUCAUCAUUAUCAUCUUCGUCGUCUUCAUCAUCAUUCAAUCUUUUAAAAAGUAAAUAUAAUUAUAAAAAAAAGAAAAAAAGCAGAUAUUGUGAUAUAAAUGAUAAGUUAAAUUUUGUAAAAUUUAAUGAAAAAAGAAAAUGCACCAACCGUUCUUAUAAUAAUCGUUAUUAUAAUGAUUAUCUAAAAAAUGAUAAUUUCUCAAAAUAUCUUUCUUCCAAAAAUAACAAAAAAAAUUCCAACUUAAAAAAAAGUUCCAAUUUGUUUAUUAGUGAAGAACAACCUGAACAAGGUCAGGAGGAUUUUUUAGAAUAUUCUGAACAAGACAUAAUAAAAUUAAUUUAUUAUUUUAUGGAGAAUUUUAUUUUUAAGAAGAAAAAAGAAAAUAGACAAAUGAAUGGAAAACAGUUAGGAGAUAGAACAAAUGAAUAUGUGGAUAUGUAUACGAAAAAAUCUUAUAGUGAUAAAAAUGUGAAAAGGAAAAAAGAAGGCAAAAUAAAUAUAAAAGUAAAAAAUAUUUCUCAAAUGAAUGUUAUUAAUAAGAAUGUUGAGCUAGCCAUUUUGGGACGUGACUCUCUUUCCUUGUCAUUACCUGAAGAGGUAAAGGGGGAAAAUGACCAAGUUAUAAUAAAAGAAAUAGAUGAAAAGGGAAAGAGGGAUGAUAAAAUAGGAACUGUGUUAAAUGAUGAGAAUGUAAAAAGGAAUUUAUUAAAUGGUUUAUUAGUUUGUAACGAAGAGGAUAACGAAGAAGUUAUUAAUAAAGAAGUUUUAUUAUUAAAAGAAAAUAAUAUAAAUGAUAUAAUGAAAAAGGAUGUUUAUAAAACUAAUAUGUCAAAUGAUAAUAAAUUAAAUAUGGAGAAUAUUGAAAAUGAUAUUAAUUUAACAAGUAUAUGUUAUAAAGAAAAAAACUCAAGUGAGCCUUCUGAUGUAACACAUAUAAAUAUUGAGUAUGAAGGAAAGGGUAUUCCAAAUAAUGGAGAUACGAUUGAUGAAAAUAUUAUAGAUGAUGAAAAAGAAAAUAAAAUAAUAAAGGAUGAGAAGGAAUAUAUGGAAAUAGGAAAUAAUGAUGACAUUAUAAAUGAUUGUAAGAAGAAUAUGAAUAAAGAAAUAUCUAUGAAAUUAGGAAUGAAAGGAUGUGUUGAAGAGUCAAAUAAUAUAUCGGAAGCUGUUAAAGAAGAAGAGAAAUUAAAAAUUUUACAAAUAAUUGAUAAUUAUUUACAAAAAAAUGAAAUGUUUUUUAAUAUGAACGAUAUAUUUUAUCCUUUUACGAUUAAGAAUUUUAAUUUGUGUAAAAAUAAAAAUGAGAAGAAUAAAAUGAAGAGAAAUACAAUAACGGAGAGGAGAUACCUAGGUAAUAAAAAUAAUAAUAUAAAUAUCUAUAAUAAUAAUAUAAAUAUGUAUUAUAAUAAUAAUAAUAUAAGUUCUUUGAAUAAGGUUCAAUGUAACAUGUCAAAUAGUAAGGGUGUCUAUAUAUCUGAAGAGAGUAAUAAUAAUUGCCCGUCAAAAGAAUAUAUUAAAAAUAAAAUAUAUUUCAGCAAAUUAAGAAUGGGUUUGAAUAUGUUAUUGAAGCAUGAGAAAAAAUCCAAGAGAGGAAGACGAACAGGAGGAGCUAGUAAAAAUUAUAAGAAGGAAUUAGGUGAGCAAAAAAAGAAGGAUGGUAUGGAUUGUGACAUGUUAGUACGUGAUUCUUCAAAAAGGGUUAAUAAAAGUAGGAAUAAAAAUAAGCUCCCUGAUAAUAAUAGGAAUAAUAAUAAUAAUAUGAAAGAUAAUCUGGAUAUUAAUAUGAACAACAAUAAUAAUAAUAAUAACAACAAUAAUAAUAAUAAUAACAACAAUAAUAAUAAUAACAAUAAUAAUAACAACAAUAAUAAUAAUAAUUAUUAUGUUUAUGGGGGGGGUGCUACAAACAUUGGUAAUGGAAAAAAUAAAUUUGCGAAUUGUAAUCUUCCAUAUGAUAAUCCAAAAGAAUAUCAUAAUGUAAUAAAUAAGGAUAAAAAUUUGAUCAGAAGAAAUAUCUUGAAUGUAGUAGAUACUAGUAAUAUGAGUAUGUAUAAUUCACAUAAUGGUGAUAAUUUUAAUAUUUUAAAUAAGAAUGAACCUUCGUUUAGUAGUACGAAUACAAAUAAUGUUAUACUGAAAAGUAAUCAUAAUAACAACAACAACAAUAAUAAUAAUAAUAACAAUAACAACAACAAUAAUAAUAAUAAUAAUAAUAAUAAUAGUUAUAAUAAUAUGAUUACCUUUGUAGAGAAUAAUGAACCUAAUGAUACAGGAAAUUUUUAUAACCCCAAAAGUUGUGUGCCAUAUUACGAUAAGACGAAUAAUAAUAUAAAAAAUGUGGAUGAUAAUUAUAAUCAAAAAAAUUACAAUGUUGUAAGUUUUAACAAUAGUCAAGUGCAUCCACCUUAUAAUCAUGAGGAGGAAUAUAAGAAUAACUCUUCUAAAGUUUGUAAUACAUAUACGAAUAAUUAUAUGCAUAAUAUUAAUAAUGUGAAUUAUGCUGGAAGUAACAUGAACGCCUGUUUAAAUGAGAAUUCUGUAAAAAAUGAUGAAGAUUGUAAGAUAAAUUAUAUAAAUAAUAAUAAUAUGGAAGAAAAUAAAAAUAUUGAUAAUGUUAUAAUAAGAAUGUAUAAUAAAAAAAGCCACACGCAACGUAUGAACGUCCCAACUAAGGAUUUGAAAAAUGAAGUAUAUAAUAAAACAGGACAUGUAAAAACAUGUAAUGUAAUAAAAAGUAAAACAAUUUCAUUAAAUAAUAUAGUACUAGAUUUAAGUCCUAAUGAACAGAUGACAAACGGUAUGUAUGAAAAUGAAGAUAUGUAUAAUGUUAGAUUUAAAAGUGAUGAAAAUUAUUAUAAUACAAUGAAUAUGAUUGGAUAUAUGGAUAAAAUAAAUAAUAUGAAUAAUUUAAAUGUGACGAAACCUACUAGAAAAAAUAAUAAAAGUAAUAAAAAUGCAGGUAAGGAUAAGACGAAAAGUCGAGAUGGUAAGAAUAAUAAUGAUAGUAGCAAUAGUCCUCAAAUAUUUGAAGAUAAUCAUGAUGAAUAUAAGGAUGAUGAUGAUAACAACAACAACAAUAAUAAUAAUAAUAAUAAUAAUAAUAAUAAUAAUAAUAAUAACAAUAUUAAUGUUAAUAAUAAUGGUAAUAAUAAUGGUAAUAAAGAAAAUCAUCAUGGACAUAAAGAAAACGGGGAUAAUAAAAAGGAUAAUGAUAGGAAUAAUAAGGAAAAUUGUGGUCAUAAUAAUAAUCAAGAUAAUGAUUAUAAUAACACAUAUAAAGAUAAUGAAGGUAAUAAUAUGACAAGUUUUUAUAAUAAUAAUAUUAAUACGAAUUAUUUAGAUGAACGAGAAAAUUAUUUGUGCAUGGAACAAAAUAAUAUUUAUUUACAAAACGAAAAAGGAAAGAAUAACAAUGAUGCUUUUCUAGGACCAGAACAAAAUUGUAUUGCUACCAUAGGGUCUUGUAAUAAUAAUAAUAAUGAUAAUACGAGUAAUAAUAUGAAGAAUAAACUGAUUAGGAAUAUGAAUUUUAAUGGAAACGUUAAUGUAAAUAAUUAUAAUAUUACCGAUAAUGAUAAAUGUUUAUAUAAUGUAAAGAAUAUUAUAAAUAAUAAUGAGAAGAGAGGAAAUCUUUGUUAUAUAAAAAAUGUAAAGAAUAUGAAUAAUCUACAUAAUAAUAAUAUAUUGGGAAAUAAUACCUUUGAGCGAUUUGACGAUAAUAACACUGUACAUAUGAAUUCUUAUGAUGAUCAAUUGUAUAAUCCUUUAAAUGAAGAGGAAGAAAAAAAAAAGAAAAAAAGAAAGAAAAAAAAAAGUCCAACAAUUAUAAAUAAUGAUGGUAAUAUUAAUAAUGAUGGUAAUAUUAAUAAUGAUGGUAAUAUUAAUAAUGAUGGUAAUAUUAAUAAUGAUGAUAAUAUUAAUAAUGAUGGUAAUAUUAAUAAUAAUGGUAAUAUUAAUAAUGAUGAUAAUAUUAAUAAUAAUGGUAAUAUUAUUCAAGAGACACAAGAUGAUUUCUAUCUAACUAAUCAUAUUAAUAAUAAUCAUAUGAUGCAUAAGCAAAACAUGUCACAGAAUAUUAUAUAUCAUAACAAGGUAGAUUAUUUAAAUGAAAAUGAUUCUAAUAUGAAUUUAUUGGAUGAAAAGAAAAUUGGAUACCAAAAAAAGACAAGUAAGAAAAAUGAGGGAAUUAUGAAUGGGAAAAAAGGUAAAAGAAAAUACCAAAGAAAAGAUAAUAAAAAUGUAAAUGAUUCGAAUGUGUUCACAGGUAAUAAUUCCGUGUUCAAUAUUUUGCCUUCGUUGUACACAAAGGUAGAAAAUGAAAUUGAUGUAAAUAAUAAUAAUAUAAAUAAUAUAAAUAAUAAUAAUAUAAAUAAUAUAAAUAAUAAUAAUAUAAAUAAUAUAAAUAAUAAUAAUAUAAAUAAUAUAAAUAAUAAUAAUAAUAAUAAUAAUAGUAAUAUUUGUACGUACUAUAAUUACAAUACAUACGAGGUGAUAUAUAAUGACAUCCAUAAUGAUGAUAAGAAGAAAAAAAAAAGCGAUAGCAAGAGAAAAGAUCGAAAUAGUAAAAAGAAAAUAAAUAUAGAACAAAAGAUUGAAAAUAAUAAUAAUAAAGAAAGCUUUGAUAAUAAUGAAAUGAAUAAUUAUAAUCAUGAACUUGAAAGAGUUACAUAUGAUAGUAUAAAUAAUAAUGGUAAUAUUCAUAAAGGUGAUUAUAUCAAGAACAAUGUUUAUAAUAAUAAUUAUCAUCUUCAUGAUGUUAAUACUAAUAGUGUUAGUAGUUUAAAUAAUAAGGCAUCAAGUUUUAAUACUAUUUUUACAAAUUCUAGGAGUACCUUUCCCAAAAGCCUCUCAUUUAAUAGUGACGUGACAAACGCGAAGGAUGAAAUUAAUGUGAUAGGACUUGCUAAUAGUAUUUCUACAGGUAAUUCUACAGGUAAUUCUACAGAAUGUGUAAAGGAUGGAAAUAAGGAUCUUAUAGGGUAUAUACAAAAAGUUGAUGAAAUGGAUAAAGCUGGUCAUAUGAAUAAGGUUGAUUUUAUAAAUAGUGGUAAUAAUGAUUAUAAAAACAAGUUGGACAUUAUUAAUAAUAAAAUGUAUGAUCAAUUUAAUAACGUAAAUACCGGAAGAUACCAUAGUAGUAAUAUUUGCAGCGAUAAAAAUUAUCGUUUAAAUAACUGUAUAAAUAAAAGUAUGGAUUUAAAAUAUAGUACAAAUAAUAUAAUUAUUAAUAAUAUGAAUAAUAAUAUAUUUCCUAAUGAAUGUAAUAAUAAAUAUGUUUGUGGUAGUGACGACAAUAUGUUUCUGAAUAAAAAAAAAAGGUCAUGUUUCUUUAUGUUGAACGAGAAAGAAAAAUGUACUUUGAAGAGGAAGGUUACUACUACAACAAGUGGGAAUAAUAAAAGUUAUAUUAAUAAUAGAGAUAAUAAGAAAAUAAAAAAAACGGUGGGAACAACAAAUAUGUAUGAUGAUACUAAUGGUGAUGGUAACAUAAGUAAUAUAUCUUCUAUGGUGCAUAAGGAUGAAAAUAUGGUAAAUGGAUAUACUAAUAAUAAAAGUUCAUAUAUAUCUAAAAAUAUCCAAGAAAAUGAUAUGUUUAAUGAAGAAUAUAAUCAGCAAAUAAACCAAGUUGGGAAUUAUGACAAUAUAGCUAAUAAUAAUAUUACUUCUAGUCAACAUAUACAAGGUAUGUAUGAUAAUAAUAUUUAUGUAAAAGGUGUUGGUUAUAUGAAUAAUACAAAAGAUGUAAAAUGUGGAGGAAUGUCAACAUAUAUGAAUGAUAACGAGAAUGGAGUUAUGAACAUGGAAAUGUCGAUAUUAUAUAACGACCGUAUUGUGAACAAUAAUAAUAAGAAGAAUAAGAAUAAGAAGAACAACAACAAUAAUAAUAAUGGUGGUAUUGAUCAUGCGCUUCCUAGCUAUCAAAAUGUUAUACAUAAUAAUGAUAAGGUUGAUCCCAUUAAAGAGGAUAGUAAUAAUAGAGUAGGUGUAGUAACAAACGAGGGAAACAAUAAUAUUAUUAUGAAUAUGAAUGAAGAAAGUAGUUUGUUUAAAAUUAUGGGCAACGAUGAAAAUCGGCAAAAGGGGAUAUUACAGCAUAUAAUAGGAAAUAAUAAUAAUGAUAAUAAUAAUAAUAAUGAUAUUAAUGAUAAUAACAACAAUAAUAAUAACCACAACAAUAAUAAUAACCACAACAAUAAUAAUAAUAAUAAUAAUAAUAAUGGUUCGUAUAAAAUAAUUAACGAGGGUACUUUAAACAUAAAUGAUGUUAUGAAAUAUGAUGGAUUAGCAUCAUCAUGUUUUCCAAAUAUAAACAAUGAAUGCACGAGACAGAUGACCUUAAACAAAGAUGCAAGUAAUAAGAACUAUAAUUUUAAUGAUGAAGAACAGGUUUCCUAUUUCGAUUUUAGAAACCACAUGAAGAGUUAUUACUAUGAUAAGAUGAGUGAGUCUUAUAGAAAUAAUAUACAAGAUCAUUAUAAAGUUGGAGAUGAUAAUAUGGAAGGAGGGGUUUUGAAACGUAUGAAAAACUCAAAGAAAAAGAAAAAUGCUACAAUAAAUGAUGAUAAUAAUAAAAGUAGAAAUAAGAAAAAUAAAAAUAUACACAACAACAACAAUAAUAAUAAUAAUAAUAAUAUUAGUAAUUACCAUAGUGGUGAUAAUAAUAAGGUGAACUUUUCUUUUACCACACCCAUAACACAAAAUAUAUUUAACAAUGAAAAUGUUUCAUUACACAACCUGCACACUGAUAUACAUACCAUGAACACAAAUGAAAUUUGUAAUAAAUCUUCUUUACCUUUUAACACCGAUGAAAUAAGAGGAUAUGAAGAUAAUAAUACAAAUAUUAGAAGAACAUAUAUGGACUAUCAAGAACAAAAUUGUUUAGAUGAUAAUCAUAUCAUAUUCAAAGAAAUAAAAAUUAAAAAGAAAAAAGGAAGAAAACCAAAGGUGUCUCUUAUACAAGAAGAAAGAAAUGUCAACUUGAAAAAUAAUCAACUUUAUGAUGUUGAUAAUAAUUUAAAAUCUUUUGUUAACGAUGAUCAUACUUAUAAUGUAAAUCAAAGUAUGAAUCAAAGCAUGAAUCAAAGUAUGAAUCAAAAUAUAAAUCACAACAUUAAUCUUACAAUAAAACAAAAUAUUCAUGUCGAUUCUCAUGAUGAUAAUUUAAUUGUAAAUAAAGACUUGGACAAGAAUAAAACGAGUAGUGAUAACAAGAGGAAAGCAAAAGUAACUAGAAAAACGAAUGAUAUAAAAUUAGGAAAUGAGAAAGUUGAAACUGGUGCCUACGACGAAAAUGGAGAGAAGGUUUCAGGUGUUUGGUAUGACACAAAUCGAAGGCUCUGGAGAGUUAUGUAUAUGGAAAACGACAAGAGAAAAACGCGAGGGUUCUCACCACGUAUCUAUGGAUUUAAUGCUGCAAGGGAUUUGGCUGUACAAUUAAAAUAUGAAAUGAACAAGAAAAAUAAAAAAUGA
This is a messenger RNA of Plasmodium falciparum 3D7, 7734 nucleotides long. RefSeq names its product AP2 domain transcription factor AP2-LT (gene AP2-LT). The record is from RefSeq and is a predicted model, not a curated record. Gene Ontology annotation, cellular component: nucleus. Gene Ontology annotation, molecular function: DNA-binding transcription factor activity. NCBI's taxonomy places the organism in Eukaryota, Apicomplexa, Aconoidasida, Haemosporida, Plasmodiidae. Gene Ontology annotation, biological process: regulation of DNA-templated transcription.